Messenger RNA from Podarcis lilfordi (Lilford's wall lizard), 9829 nucleotides. NCBI's taxonomy places the organism in Eukaryota, Metazoa, Chordata, Lepidosauria, Squamata, Lacertidae. The record is from the annotation of a GenBank genome assembly.
ACUCCCAGACAGAAUCAAGUCCGGUUGCCGCGGCCAUGUUGAAAAGCUAAUCAGGUGAUCGAAGCGACAGGCGGAACAACCGGCUUAUUGGGCAAGGGGGACGCCAUCUUUCUCUAGGGCAACGAAGCCCAACAGUUGCCAUCUCUGAAGCGGGCAAAAAUAUCACAUGUCUGGAAAGACAGGCGCUCGUGGUCCGCAUAACGUACAAUUUAUUUACUGAUUUUUAAAAUUUUGUAUUCAUCCGAAGAUCACGUUCUCCCUCAUCCUCUCUAGUUCGGUUGGCUGGGAUUUACCCAGAUUUACCAUACAGUGCUCCUUUAUUCCACUAGCUGGCCGGAUCCCUAGCUUUCGUUAUAUAAAAUAAAAUAAGCUAGUGUCUCAUCAGGCAAAACGUGUAGGCCUUCCGAGCCAUUCUUUUUUUUAAAAAAAGCUACUGUAGCCUACUGUCAUAUUUUAAUGUUGCUAGCCAAUGAAGCAAGUAAUAGCUGUGACUGACAUUUAGGAAAGCAGAGCACACAGACUAAAAUGUUAGACUGACACACCUACUGUCUGGAACUUCUUGAUUCAACUUGAAGUCUGGAGGCGACUUCAACAGAGAAAUGGUUGUGGCCCUAUAGAAAACAAUUCUGAAAUUUAGGGUUAUUGCGUAGCUGUGAUUGGGCCUGUGCACCCAAAAACAAAAGGUAGUAAGUCUCUCCAAGUCAUCUUUUACAUCAAGAAAAUGGGUCACCCUAACAUUUGCAAACAUAUUAAACAGUAAACAUGCCAAUACUUAAUGCUAAUAAAAUUAAUCAUUAAGAGAAUGUUGGAUAUUUUAUAUGGCAAAGUGGUCUAAUAUUGUUAUACUCAUAUUGCUAAGAGGGUGGAAGAGAGUACAGUAGUUUACUACAACCCUGCAGUGCAGUUCAGAGAAUCCAGGACUGGUAUAUUUCAGGAAAUACCUUUGUGGGACCUACAUUACAUGUGAAUGCAUCUAGUCCCUUUGGAGGGAGGUGACUCUUUUAUAGUGUUUAUUAUUAGAGCUUCUAAUAGCAAAUAACUCUUUAGGUCAAUGAAGACUGCAAUCUCUCAUACCUGGGAGUACGUCCUGCAGAACUGAGUGUUACUUGCUUCUGACUGUAUAGGAUUGUGAUGUGUAGGGUGAAAAAACUUGUUAAAUUUUCAUUUCAUUGGGUGCCGUUUACUUCACCAUUCAGGUCUGAUCGUGAAAUAAUUUAUUUCAGCCUUAUUGUCAGUUUUAGUGCUGUUCAACACAGUGAAUUUCAUGUACUUCCAGGCAUUAUUUAUUUACAUGCCAUUGUAUGUGACAAGGGUACAAGUAUAUCCUCUAUUAUAUGUGUAUAAAAACUGUUGUUGUUUUUGCACCUCUGAAGCCAGUCUUUGAAACUUACUGGUUGAUCAAUGGCAAAAUGAACAAAUUCCCCUAUUCCCAAAGCAUUAUGUCAAAUAUUCUUCCCUCUUACUCUGUCCGGCAUCCAUCUGAAGAUGUUGACUGUUGUGUGACUCAGCUAUCUGCAUGGGUGGUGUCUAACUGGUGUUUGCUAGAGAUAAUGUUCCCCACUACAUCCUCUAUUCUGGCUCUUUUGUUUGUUUUGCUUAUAGGCAGGAAAAGAACAAAACUUUUUCCAUAGACUUCUAAGAAGGCCUGAGUGUAACAGGCAAAAAAAAAAACAUGACGGAAAAUGACAGGUGCACAACCGUAAGUUUUGAAAAACCUACUUUCUACUUUCUUGCAAGCCUAUUUAUUUGUGUAAGUAUGUAAAGAGUAAAGAGGAAGAGGCGAAUGAGUUUUUAUUUAACUUAUUCAUUUUAAUGUUACAUCUCUUUGAAUCCUGAAAAAAAUAUCAGAUAUGGAUUUGCCUGCCAGUGCUAAUCCCGUAAAUGUCUUUGUUUGGCUGCAGCAUCCACAUUGUUCAGACAGAGUGCUAUUAAAUGCUUCUGAUGCAUUGAAAUCAGAAGCAGAAAAAGAGGGCUCAGAGAGUGGGAGGCGAGACAAACGAAACCAGUCUGUUACCCUUUGCGAGUACAGCAGCAUACAUUUCCCCCAAUUACCAUAUUGUAAAUAAGCCAAGCGAUUCUCUACCCAUUUUAAGUGACUAUGUCAGUGAAAGGUGUAAGUCAAGGCUGCAGUUCCUGCCAACCAUGAAAUUAUUAGUUGUGAGAUAACAUGAUUGUUUUAGAUGUUUGAAACUGUUUUAAGUCCAUUUUUAUUUUUUGUUUUUAAAAAAUCACUUGCCACCUUGGCAAGAAGGGCAGGAUAUAAAUUUAAUAAUAAUAAAUUGCCACGGAAUGCAGUGAGACUUACUUCUGAGUAAAUCCAUUGAGAAUCAGGCUGCACAAGAAAAGCUACUGCAAAGUACUUCUACGGAUGGCAUUUUAAGAUUAAGAUUCUGUAGAAAUAACUGGUUAAAUUGAAAAUGGAAAAUGUUUUGCAACUGUGAGGCUUUAGCAUAACCAAUGACGGUCAUGAAAACUUUUUAAAAAUGCAUAUCAGGUAACCACACCCAUCCUUGUGGAUGGCAGCGCCAGGAAUCAAUCUAGAUUGAAAGCAGCAUGCUAAAGACAAGCAUGAACAAUUCCGGACUGAGAAAACACUAUAUUUUUGUGCUACAAAUGGCUUGGUGUUUGUGCAGGCAUUGUGGUGCAGUACAGAAUCAAUCUGCAAGGAGCUUUUAUUUUUGGAAUGAAGCACUUUUCAGGAGCAAAUAGUAGAUCUAGAUUGUUUGUGUACUAUGUAGAGAAAAACAAGCACUCAGUCUCCUUUGAUUCUAGAAUAAAAUGUCAUGUGCACAGCUUAAGAGUCAUCCAGUACAAUAUAUUUUUGUACUAGCCGUUCAUAAUUGCUCUGGGAGGUGUUUGGACACACAUUUCAAACAUUCCAGAUUACAUUCCAUUCUGUGAUCAGUGCUUUUUCAUUGUCUAGCAAGUAUUCAUGCGAUAGGUCCCCUCACUCCAUCUCUCCAAAGGACUGGAGGGAAAGAGUUCAAAGUUAUGCCUGAAUGCGAGAUUAGUGGUUUUGUCCUUGGAGUAUUCAAGAAGGUUUCAAUGAAGGAUUGCUAUGCCUCUAGUGAGCAAGGGAUGUGGCACCUUUGACCCUCCAGAUGUUGUUGGACUCAAGAGCUCCCAUCAGCUGCAGCCAGCAUAGCCAAUGGUUAUUUUAAUACAUCAACAUCUGGAGGGCCACAGGUGCAUUAUCCCAGUUGAGUAGCCAUCUCUCUUAAACAGGAUUUGGCAGUGGGUGUAGGGUGGGAGGAGAUUGUAAUGUUUCAAAAACUGUCAAAGUAUUUACAACCAGAGACCAUGCUUUAGCAUAUAAAUAAAAAAACAAUAGUUCUGAAAUAAGAGGCAUAUUGUUAUGUGCUACCCCAAUCUCUGAGUGGUGAGAAAUUCCAGGAGUUCCAGUGCUUACCUAGGGUUUGGCUUCCUUGAAAUGAAAGUCAGUGGAGACGACACUUUCUUUAGGAUCAGGGGCAGCAUUUCCCAUUUCAUCGCUUGUGUCCUCCCCUGCAGUUUUAUCCUCACAAAAGCCCUUUGAGGUAGCUAAGGAAGAGAGAGAUGGGUCACCUAUUGAGCUUCAUAGCUUAGGAUUUGACUCCGAGGCUGUGUAUACACCAUCCUUUUGGAGCAUUUUACCUCUCACAGAACAACAAUUUCCAGCACCCUUAAUAAACUACAGUUCCUAGAUUCUUUGGGGGGAAGUCAUGUGCUUUAAAUAUAUGUUGCGUGUACACAGCCACAGGUCUCCAUUUCCAGUCUGACAUUGUAAGCAUUGUAUUACACUGACUGUUCACUACACAUUUAUUAAGUCUAGAGCAGGGGUCAGCAACCUUUUUCAGCUGUGGGCCGGUCCACUAUCCCUCAGACCAUGUGGUGGGCUGGACUAUAUUUUGAAAGAAAUAUGAAUGAAUUCCUAUGCCCCACAAAUAACCCAGAGAUGUAUUUUAAAUAAAAGCACACAUUCUACUCAUGUAAAAACACCAGGCAGGCCCCGCAAAUAACCCAGAGAUGCAUUUUAAAUAAAAGGACACAUUCUACUCAUGUAAAAACACGCUGAUUCCCAGACCGUCCGUGGGCCUGAUUGAGAAGGCGAUUGGGCUGCAUCCGGCCCCUGGGCCUUAGUUUGCCUACCCCAGGUCUAGAGUAACCCAAGUGUGAAACGAGGUUAUUCAACCUUUUCGGGCUUGAGGGUACGUUUGGAACUGUUGGAGGUACCAUAAAUAUCCAUUUCAUGGAAGAAAAACGGGGGAUGCUCACCCACCCCCAUAACAUGCAAAACACCUAGUCCUCCCCGCAAACUCCCCCAAAUAAAACCGAGACAAAAAAAAGCAGGCAAUCUUUCUAAAAGUCAGCUCCCCAACCAACCAAAAGCCCAAAAAACUACUUUAAAAAAUUGAGAGGGGUCAGGGCCUUGACAAGUGCCAAGGGGGCUGUCUGAAAAUGAUGUAGUGCCCACAUGGUGGGCGCCAGGUGUAAAGGAAUGCUUUCAUGAGGCAGUGCAAUCCUCAGCAAGACCUACAGUCCAAGGGAGCACUCUUGUGUACAGCUAUCUGGGUGUAACCCUCAGUGAACUCCAGUUAAAAGGUUUGAGCUUCACAUCCAUUUUCCUUUCUCCUACAGGGUGGCUCUUUGGAUGAAAGGCUGUAGCUCAGUUGUAGGUAGAGCACUUGCUCUGCAUGCAUAAGGUCCCAGGGUCAAAUGCCAGCAUCUCCAGAGAGGACUGGGAAUGUCUGCUGUCUGAAACCCUGGAGAGCCACUGCCAGUCACAUUAUUCCAGUACCGAGCAAGAUGGACCAAUAGUCUGACUUGGUAUAAGACAGAUUUCUAUGUUGUUGUUUUUAAUGCAAAGCUUAAAAGACAGGUACACCUAGGAAGAAAACUCCUGUAUUACUAUUAGUAACAGAUAAAUAUGCAGCUUUGUAUUUUAUUGUACAGAUGCCAUUUUCAAACACAUAUUCAGAAUUAUUGUUUCCCCCAUUAGGUGGAGAAAUACGUCGGUGAGAUUAAAGGAGGACUAAGGCCAACCAUGAAAAUCACUAUUAUGGGGGUAAUAUGCCCUGCCCCCAAGAGGCAAGUGUGUCAGCCGGCAUUCUAGCAGCUGCUUCAUGGAUGUAUCUGGCGAUAAUUGCUCAUAGGUGCAGACCUAUUGAGGAAUAGCAUUAGCUGGGCAAAAAGGGAGGGAUGGUAUUGUCAAUAUGGAGAACAUCAGAGGAGCACUGAACAUAAUUCACUAUUUUUGAGCACUGUAGCUCAACAGAGCAUAACUGACCAUUCUUAGCUCACACAUCCAGACACUAGUCCCUUCCAAUUCUAAUAUUCUAUUAUUCCAUAAUUAAGUCUCCUGUGAACCCAAAGUAAUCACUCAGAAAGGUGGCUGCCUGCUGGAACUCUGCAUGCUUCUUCCAAUUCGCCUUCACUGGGGAUGGGUAAACCUGCUGACCCAUCUCUGCUUCAGUUGUGGCUGGAGCACUGAAUCAUCCUGAUUCAUCACAGAAUUGCCUCUACUGUCACCAAGGCUCCCUAUUGCGCCUUCGCAUGAGCCAGUGCUGUGUGCUUCCAUCCUUCCCAUUGGAAGGGCAGGGGAAAUGGGUCGUAAUUUUGCUAUAAUUGUUUGUUUGACUGGAUCAUUCCAACACUUCUGAUGCAAAGAUGGAAGAGAAAUAGCUGUUCCCAGAGGAGGCAUUCCCAGAAUAAUGUCCCCUGCACAGGGCCAGCCCUACCAGUAGGCAGAAAGCGGGAACCAACUCCUUCUGUAGCCCCCAGCUGUUUCCUUCUGUUGCUGUUUUGUUCUGCCUUGUCCCUUUAAUCUGGCCUGCUGCUUUAUGUGCACUGCAAAAAGCUAUCCCAUCACCCCUGGUGCUGAAGGAAAAUUAAUCUGCAUGUCUGGAGCUGUUUAAAAUUUGCUUGAGUAGCCAUGCUCAAUGCAUCAUCGCCGCAUAUAUCUGUGCUGUUUCUUACAGAGCUCUAUGAUGAUGUCACACUAAAAAGGCAGGCUCUGUGUCAUAUCUGAUGUAUGUUUCUGGACAGCUCUCAUAAUGCUUUUUCAGGGUCUAGGCCAGUGCAGUUUAGCUAUUUUUCUCCAAUUGCAGCUGGAGGUAAGCAUUUAAUGCAGGGUUGGAGAACCUGUGGCCCUCCAGAGACAUUGCUGGGCUCCCACCAACCCCAGUCUGCAUGGCCCGUGGUGAAGGACGGUGGGAGCUGCAGUUCAACAGCAUUUGGAGGGCCACAGGUUUCACAUCCUUAGACUAGGCCAUACUCACCCUGGAAACAAAUAUGACAUUAUAAUGCCAUGGCAUGUGAUAACUGAGCUCACUAUCAUGUUAGAUUGCUGAAUUGUUACUUAUCACAUGUUCAUUCCUUCAAGUUUUUCAGUGACUUUGCUCUGUGACCCCAUGGAUGCCAAUCUGGACAUUGGGCUGUUGCUUGCGGUCAGCUUUCUUGAGAAAUCCAUUGUCCGGAAUUCACGGAUUGGUGGGAAAUGGGGUAAAGAGGAAAAGACCAUUCCUUACUUCCCAUUUACAGCAGGGGAAUCAUUUAAGGUAAUUUUACUUGAUAGUAUGGGAGACAGAUAUAUAGAUAAUGAUAUAAACUACCUAAGACCCUCUGGCCCAGUAUUGUAUUGUUUUGUAUUGUAUCUGGCUCAGUUUUGUAUUGCUGUCUUGUUUUUAACACUCGAUGGGGAGCCGCCCAGAGUGGCUGGGGAAACUCAGCCAGAUGGGCGGGGUAUAAAUAAUAAAUUAUUAUUAUUAUUAUUAUUAUUAUUAUCUCCUUUGACUGACAGCAGCUCUCCAAGGCCUCAGGCAGAUUUUCUCUUUCAACUCUUCUGAUCAUCUAACUAUAGGAGCUUGGGACUAAAGUUGUGGUCGUGUUUGUAAUAAACAUGUCCUCUAUUUGCUCCAUCUGUAUUUACAGGAUCAAAAGGAAGACCAUUUAUUUAUUUAUGAAGAUAUUACUAGGCUGUCAAGUCAUAAUAAAAUAUGGUUGUCAUUUAAGUAGGACUUCCAGUGUAGUAUUUCCAAUUCAUUUUCAAAAGCAUCUACGCAUAAUCAAGUCCCAUUAAAAUCAAUAAGCUUGCAACUCAUUAUUUUGUGGGUGCCCAACUUUAUUGGGAUUGCUGUCAGGCUCUGCCCCUGCCACCCAUGGAUCUAAUUUGUUUUUUUCAGAUGGAGCUCUUGUGCGAGCAUCAGCAGAUUCGGGUCUUGCUUGAUGGACGUCAGCUCUGCAGUUUCACUCACCGCGUGCAGCCUAUGCAAAGGGUGACAGCUUUACAAAUCUCCGGAGACAUCAAGCUCACCAAAGUGGCUUGAAGAAAAGAAUAUAUAAUCCCGUAUCUUCCCUUGGUUGGUGAAGAAAUGUUCUCCUUAUGCCAUUGGAUGUUGUUCCUUACUUUUGCUCUUAUGUGUGCUUCUUGAGAUUUUAAAUGAAGGCUGAGCUCUAUAAAUAACCCUAUUAUAGCUUGAUAAGUUGCAGCAAUAUAUUUCAACGUGCAUUCUUUUACAGCUGCAAGCAGCACUUUUGUCUAUAGCUGUUUACACAUCACUGGCUUAAAACUCAGAUUCUUUUUCUCAAUUCAGAUUGAAGCUGGUUUGAGGUGAAACGCAUCAGAACACAGUAUUUCAUAAGAAAUGACAGGAUAGAUUUGAAGCGUAGCUAUCAUCAUGUGUACACUAUUUCCUAAACCAGCAGUGGGAGGAUGUAGAGUUAAUGAGACUAUGUACACAGCCUAUGAUAAGCUACCAUAUGGUAAAUGGCAGCACAUAUGUAGCUGUACAGCACCUGAUCUGAACCAUUUCUGGUGUGGACAGUCAUGCAAUGACAACAUGAAGGAAACAAUGUGGUGAGGAAAAGGAGCAUUCCUAAUAAAGCAGUCCCUAUUCCACAUUGUGUGCAUGCCCCCACAUAAGGGUGGAUCAGACUAGGAAGACAGGACUUUACAUGCACCUUUUGCCUAACAGUUGCAUUUUAAGAAGCCAAUAUACAGAAUUUAUAUGAAUUAGCCUCAAGGUACAGCUCUCAUCAAGCUUUCCUAUGUGAAGGGGAUGGUGAACGUGGACUAUAGCUCUCAUCAUCCCUCACCAUUGGUUAUGCUGACUGGGGCUGAAAGAAACUGGAGUCUCACAACAUCUGGAGGGCAACAGAUUCCCCAUUCUUGCUAUAUGACUUCAGAGAAAACACACAGAAUUCUCUGUGGGUGCAUUUGGGAUCUGGGCAAAUGUUUUGGUAUGAAAGGUUGGAUGCACAGAAAAUAGUAAUUUCCAAAACUGAGUGGGAGGGUUUCAUAUUAUAGUGUUUAAAAAUAUAUGCUCAUGCUUGAACCAGCAGCCAAAUGCAGCAACUCUGCACAUCAUCUUUCCCUCUGGUUGUGACUGUUGAGUUUUAUUAUAUAAAGUUGUUUUCCACAAACAACCAAAUCCAUAGGCCAACUUUAGGCUUGUCAGCAAGUCUCUUGUGCUUUUGAAAUUAUUAACAUUUAAAGGCAUACCACAAGUGGCUCAUCACUGUUUAUUUUAUUUUUUUUAAAAAAACUUUUUUUGCAAUUUUACAGCUACAGAAUAAAUAAACAAAUCGGAAAUACAAACAAAUCAUAGAAAAGAUGAUACAAAAAAAAUAUGGAAGAUCAUUAAAACAUACCCCAAAUAUCACUUUUAAAUAUGGUAAUUACCUUCUGCGAAACCUCAGUGUCAGAGCUUCUUAAGUGUUUCAUGGGACAUUUUUACUUAAAAAAGAAAAGAAAAUACUAUAUUUGGCAUGCAGUUCAAACUGCAGGAGUUACCCAUCUUGAGACAUCUAGCCUCAUUAUCCUCUACAGAAAUUAAUUUCCCACAGGUAAAACACAACAUAAAAAAUAUUGGACCUGCCAUUUCCCCCUUUCCUCUGCCUUCUGGCAGAAGGCACUUCUGCUUGUAAGAGGUGAACUGUUCUCAGGAACUCAAACUGGCCAGUGGGCUCUAUACAUGAACUUUCAUAUGGUCAUACACAAAUAGGCCAGCUUAAAAAUGUAUAAUAUGCUAUAAAAAAACACCUGAAGCUUAAAACCAUCUAAAAGCUGGCAAUGAAAUUGGGAGGAAUUCAGUGUUGCGCUAUGAUGAACCUUCCGUUUGUACAAGUAUUUCAUCUUGACAGGCAGAACAGUUUCCCCUGCUCUUCUCCCUCUGCAUGCUAUUCUGGGUGUUCUGGACACACACACCCUAGGCAACUUCAGGCGGAAUGGGAGGAGGAAAGGAGAAAGACCCAUUGCACAAGUGGGAAUCCUUAUGCAGGGCUUCUGCUGAUGGGGCUUGUUAGGCGAAUCCCAUCCUAUAUCCUUCUGGGCUGUAAAGGUGAAUGGAAACGGAUGGCAGAGGUCCAAUUCAAUUUCCAAGCUUGAUGUCCCCAUUCUAGGUUUGUCCAAUUCUGUGUCAUGUGAUUUAGCUUUACUUAGAUGAAUGUACCUGGUUCAGAAUUCCCAAAAUGAUUCUAGGAAAAUGAGGCAUAAGUAUUGUGGACCACAUACAGGAACUGACUUUUAAAAAAAUCUGAAUGUACAAGUCUUCAGAUAUGGAAAGUGUGGUAAAGGCCCGAGUAGAUUUGUUGGAUGCAGGAUUUAUGUUUGGCUGAAACAACUCACUCGUGCAUCUCAAAAACCAACCAUUAUAUUACCCCCAAAGCGAUGAUCCAAGUCAAUGGUUUUGUCCACAUACCGGUAAGAAAUUUGCAAAUGUCUAUGUUAGCUGUUUGAUGGCUUCAAUCCAGCUUGCCCUCUCUGCCUUGGAACUGGCCUGUAUAAAGUAGUGAAUGUCAUUCUUUGUUAUGAUUUUGAAGAGGUUGCCCUGCACAUUCCCUUUCACUCCUG